CCGCUGUAACAUCACGAAGUGACAGCCAUGACGAGAUCUUGCGUCCUGAUAGCGCUUCUGCUCGCUGUUGCCAUGGGUACCAAGCUCUCGCUCGCCGACCGCGAGAGCCGCGGCGGUGGCGGCAUCCCUGCCACCCUCGGCCGCGAGCUCCGGGAGUUCAUCUCCAAGGCCAGCGACUUCCUCGGCGCGGCGCGCCGGGCGGGAGCGGAUGGAUGGCACACCGCCGACGCCGGCGUGGUCAGGGCGUCCGUGAGGAGCACGUCGAGGCGGAGGCGGGCGAGGAAGUCCGCCGCGAACUGCAUCCCCGCCGACAUGUGCCGCAAGAAGAAGGUGCUCUGCGGCAAGAGGUGCUACAGGUCGAGCUCCAGUAGCAGCCUCAGCCACGUCCCGACCACCAAAUGCGUUGUCAAGUGCAAGAAAUGCGUGCCCACCUGCUAGAUUUUUCCUCAUUGUAGCGAGAUUCCAUUCCACGGUUUCACAAGAACUUUCCUAUAUCCAUAUAGAUUCGGUUGAAUAAGCAGGCAAGUCUAAUUCUAACGCAUGCAGUAGGCAGGAGCUCUAGAAUUUCAUUGCUUUUACUACUUUCUUCUCGCUAAGUUUGGAUAAUGUAAGCCGGAUGUAAUUUUUCCCCU
This is a messenger RNA of Oryza brachyantha (malo sina), 632 nucleotides long. RefSeq lists its product as uncharacterized. Lineage: Eukaryota; Viridiplantae; Streptophyta; Magnoliopsida; Poales; Poaceae. The record is from RefSeq and is a predicted model, not a curated record. The coding region runs from base 28 to 438 and encodes 136 amino acids. The transcript has a single exon.